UUUCAUAUUUAUUUCUGUUUUCCAUUAGAAAAUCCAAUAGGUAGAACAUUUAAAUUGCUGUUAAAAGUAUAUCAGAUUAUAUAUUUAUGAAUUUAAAACUUAUUAAUCUCAAUUCAUACCACAGACUUCAGAUCUGAUCUUUGACUAGCUUGUUAUAGUGUUGAGUAAAUUUUAGCACAGGGCUUAUUGUACUUAUAUGUGUUCAGGUUCUGUACUUUUUAUUUCAACUGUGCCUUCUUUCAUGGCUUGGAUGACUUAUAUUUCCCAUUGGUUUGAUGAAGAUGAUUGGUAUGAAGGACAACAAAGAGCAAAAAUGUCACAUGUGAAACAAGUGGGACUUUUAGCUGCUGGAUGUCAGCCAUGGAACAAGGAUAUAUGUGCUGCUAGUGGGGACAGAUUUGCCUACUGUGCUACCCUUGCUGUUUAUAUUUAUCAGCUGGAUCACCGAUACAAUGAAUUCAAGCUCCAUGCUAUUAUGUCUGAGCAUAAGAAGACAAUCACAGCCAUAUCUUGGUGUCCUCACAACCCUGACGUGUUUGCAAGUGCCAGUGCAGAUAGUUUAGUGAUCAUCUGGAAUGUGAAUGAACAGAAAGUUGUGGCCAAGCUGGACAAUACAAAAGGAAUUCCUGCGUCCCUUGGCUGGUGCUGGAAUGCAGGUGAUGCAGUAGCAUUUGUGUCCCACAGGGGUCCACUGUACAUUUGGACCAUCUCAGGACCUGACAGCGGAGUAACUGUGCAUAGAGAAGCACAUAGUUUCUUGUCAGAUAUCAGUCUGUUUAGAUGGCAUCCAAAGAAAAAAGGAAAGGUGGUAUUUGGGCAUACUGAUGGAAGCCUAUCUAUUUUUCAACCAGGUUCUAAAAACCAGAAACAUGUCUUAAGACCGGAGUCUCUUGAAGGAACAGAUGCCAUGGAUGUUACACUAGAUGAUCUCCAGAGGUCCCCUCUAUCCCUAACUAUUCUGUAAUUCUAUGGAGUUGACAGUGCCUGCUUAUAAAAUUAUUCUUAGGACUUGAAGUUUAAUUCACUGCUGUAAUUUUGUAUAAAUCAGUCCUCAAACCACGUAUCUCUGUGUCUUGUUUUGUUUUUUUAAACCUCAGAUUCUCAGGUUGGUGUGUUACGUGUUUGGAAUGUUUCACGUACAACACCUAUAGAUAAUUUUAAAUUGAAGCAAACUGGUUUCCAUGGCUUGCAUGUGCUAACUUCUCCUCCAAAGAAAAAGUCAUGUUCAUCACAGUAUCCUACUAAAAAUCACCAUAUAUCUUCAACAAGUGAGGCUGUUCCUCCUCCAACUUUAACCCAAAACCAAGCAUUUUCGCUUCCUCCUGGUCAUACCGUCUGUUGCUUCAUGGAUGGUGGAGUGGGGCUUUAUGACAUGGGAGCCAAAAAGUGGGAUUUCCUUAGAGAGUUGGGACAUGUUGAGACCAUCUUUGAUUGCAAAUUCAAACCUGAUAACCCUGAUCUUCUUGCUACAGCUUCAUUUGAUGGCACAAUAAAAGUUUGGGACAUAAAUACUUUAUCAGCGGUUUAUACAUCUCCUGGUAAUGAGGGGGUUAUUUAUUCCAUUUCUUGGGCCCCAGGAAAUCUGAACUGCAUAGCGGGUGGAACAUCCAGAAAUGGUGGCUUUAUCUGGGAUGUUCGAAAAGGCAAAAUGAUAACCAGAUUCAGUGAGCAUGGAAAGAAUGGAAUCUUCUGCAUUGCCUGGAGUCAUAAAGAUUCCAAAAGAAUAGCAACCUGCAGCAGUGAUGGAUUUUGUAUUAUUCGAACCAUUGAUGGCAAUGUUCUUCACAAGUACAAACAUCCAGCUGCAGUGUUUGGCUGUGAUUGGAGUCAAAACAACAAAGAUAUGAUAGCUACUGGUUGUGAGGAUAAAAAUGUUCGUGUGUAUUACUUGGCAACCAGCUCUGAUCAGCCACUGAAAGUUUUUACCGGGCAUACUGCAAAGGUGUUUCAUGUACGGUGGUCUCCUCUCAGAGAAGGAAUCCUCUGCAGUGGCUCUGAUGAUGGUACCGUUCGGAUAUGGGAUUAUACAGAAGAUGCUUGUAUAAAUGUUCUUAGUGGACAUACAGCUCCAGUACGGGGACUGAUGUGGAAUCCUGAAAUCCCUUACCUUCUAAUAUCUGGCAGUUGGGACUAUACAAUUCGAGUCUGGGACACAAGAGAUGGAACAUGUUUGGACACAGUUUAUGAUCAUGGUGCAGAUGUAUAUGGAUUAACGUGUCAUCCUAGUCGUCCAUUUACCAUGGCAUCCUGCUCUCGUGAUUCCACUGUGAGACUCUGGUCAUUGACACCUCUUAUAAGCCCUCUACAAAUAAAUAUCAUAACAGACAGAUGUUGGGAUGAUAUUAUUGGCAAUACAGAUCGCGCUGUGGAGUCUGGAGCUCCUCCUUUGCUGUGUGGUAAAGUUUCCAGGGAUAUUAAACAAGAAUUGGAAAAAUUGUCAGGAAAUCCUCAAGGAAAAAAACUAAGAUGGUUUUCAGAAUUUUUUUCACCUCCAGGAGGCAGCAAAAAUUUAUGGGAUUUGGUUGCUGUAAUAAAAGGACAGGAUGACAGUUUGCUUCCACAAAACUACUGCAAAGGAAUUAUGCAUAUGAAACACCUCAUUAGAUUUAGACUGUCCAAGGCACAAGAACUGACAACAGUAAAGAUGUCUAAGUUUGGAGGUGGUAUUGGUGCACCAAGCAAAGAGGAAAGACUCAAAGAAGCUGCAGAAAUACAUUUAAGAUUAGGACAAAUUCAGCGAUAUUGUGAACUAAUGGUAGAACUUGGAGAGUGGGACAAAGCUCUCUCAGUUGCACCUGGUGUAUCAAUGAAAUAUUGGAGGAAGUUAAUGCAAAGGAGAGCUGAUCAGUUAAUUCAGGAAGAAAAUGAUGAUGUCAUCCCAUACUGUAUAGCUAUUGGAGAUGUGAAGAAACUGGUUUCUUUCUUUACUUCAAGAGGUCAGCUUAAAGAGGCUCUACUUGUUGCACAGGCAGCUUGUGAAGGAAAUAUACAGAUGUUAUCACUCUCCACAACAAGCGGAACUUCAAAUGUUGGUGAGAACAAUACAGAUGAUUAUAAUGAUCUCCUGCAGAAGGUCAGUAAAGAACUGGCAGAUUGGUAUUUCCAGGAUGGACAUGCAGUGCUUGCAGCAUGUUGUCAUCUAGCUGUUGAAAAUAUAGAGCUUGCAAUGGCAAACCUGAUUCGUGGAAAUGAACUGGAGCUGGCAAUCAGUGUGGGUACUGUCUUGGGAGAAAGUGCAGCACAAGCAACACGUUAUGCCCUAGAGUUACUAGCAAGAAAAUGUAUGGCAGUAAUAACAUGCUUCCCAUCACUUGGAUACAGGGAUUUAGCGGUUGAUCUUCUUAUGAUGAUUCCUGAUAAUAAACUACAUUUAGUAAAACUGUGUGCUUUUUAUCCUGGAUGCAUAGCAGAAAUAAAUGACCUGCAUGAAAAGUGUAAUCUUCCUGAUGUGGAAGAAUGCAUGCGACUAGCAGAGACAAUCCAGGCAGACGGGGAUGUAUUUGAAACAAUAAAGUACUAUCUGUUAAGCACAGAACCUGAAAAGGCUCUCCCAGUUGGCAUUCAGUAUGUGAAAGAACAACUUUGUGGCUCAGACUGGACUUUAGAUUCAGUCUUUCCGUAUCUUGAUCUUCUAAGUUACAUACGGACUGAACAGUUAAUGUUGCCUAAGUGUAGUGAAUUUCGGAAUGAGUUGCUGAUUUUGUGUGGUUAUGUUGGUGCUUUACUUGCCAUCAGAAGACAGUAUAAUAGCAUUGUACCUGCACUGUAUGAGUACACAAGUCAGCUUUUAAAAAGACGGGAAGUAUCUGUACCUUUGAAAAUUGAACAGCUUUCUGAGGAAUUAGAUGCAUGGAGAGCUUGCACACAAUCAAAUAGGCCUGCAGAUGAGUUGCCGUGCACCCCGCCCUCUGAAUCACAGAGAGCACUGUAUUCAGUACUCAUAUCACGAAUUCAGGAGGAGCCUCUGAAAGGAAUGGUUGGGCCAGACUGUGUCACUGGCUCAAAUCUUCCCAGUCAUUCAGAUGUUCAUACCUCUUGUUUGACUGGGCUAAAGAUCCAGGGUCCUGUGUUCUUCCUUGAAGAUGGAAAAUCUGCUAUUUCACUAAACGAUGCUUUGAUGUGGGCCAAAGCAAAUCCUUUUUCACCAUUAGGAACAGGAAUACGACUUAACCCAUUUUGAUGAGGUGUUUCCUCUGUACUUUAUAGUGCUUAAAAUAACACUCUGGGGGUUAAUGCUGAUUUAACCUUGAUAGUCAAAGGACAGAAAGGUGGUAGUUGAUUCCUCCUGAAGGUCAGUUACUUGAACUUUGAAAAUUAUAGGAUGAGAACAAAAGGAUUUCUAUACAAAUGUUUGUUGAGGAUCCAAAGAAAAAAGUUAUUUGAUAAUCCAAAGAAAAAGUCCUAAUUUCAUAUAUAGCCAUGCCAUUUUUUUAGUAAGAAUAUUGUCGUCAGACAAUUAUUUUUGUCAACUCUGUGUAAAUAGGUGCUUAGUAAAGUAAGCAACUAUCUACACAUUACCAAAAUACUGAUAACAAACUGUGAAACCCAUAAACACUCUUCCAAAUAUGACUUUAUUGACAGGAACUGCAACCUGUUUUUAGAAUAACUGAAAUAUUUUGGCUAUUUCACACUGUCCCCCUUUUUAAUUUAAAUUAUUUUUUAUGUGUAGGGUUCUAUAGCAAAAGUGAAGUUUAAAGAGUAGAUGCUUUGUUUCAUCCACUUGUUAUUAUGCUUUAAUAGCAGUGCAAAUAGAAGGUCACUUUUGUUUUGUUUAGAUUACCUAUUUAUUAUCUAUUUAUUUAGAUUAUCUAGAUUAAAAAAUUCUAUUUUCUAAUAGGAUCAUAUUUGGCAACAUUCCCUGUUAUGCUUUCACUGGAGGCUAAAACGCUUUAUAAACUUUUUUUUUUAAAACAAAUGCUUUGUAAGGAACAAACAGCAUAUUUAUUGAAGUUAUUUAACUAUGCUAUGUACAUUUAAAAUGCUUGUUUUCUUUUUAAAUUUUGUAUUAGUUAUAAACAUGCAUAUGGUAUGACAGACCAGAAAUAAAUACUUGUGCAUAUAUAUAUUUUUAUUUACUAAAUCUGUGCUCAAAUGGGAAAACAGUUAUGGCAAUAGAAUACUAAAAGUAUUUAAAGGUGUGUAUAGUAUGGAAUUUAAUUAUAAGUAAUGUAUUAUUAUUAUUAAUUAUUCUUAUAAUCAGAAUUGCUCACCUGUAGAAAAGAUGCCUUGGUUACAAUACUCUUUAUUAGCUUAACUGAUGGCACAUAAGCAGAAAUCUGCUUUAUCUGUUCCUACAUUUUUUGCUGCUGCUUUAAAACAAAUUUUUAAAUUUAUUUAAAUUCCUGAUAGUUACAUGGAAUGUAAAGAGGUUGCAAUUAAAAAUUGGCAGAAUUAUUUCUAUAGCAACUGUUGUAAAACUGUAAAUAGUAUCAGGUCUCUAUUUAGCAGAUCCUAUCAAACAAUCUUCAAUACAGAGGUAAGCUUUGCCCUGAUUUAACUACAGAAACAACAAUGCCACCAUGCUGGAAAGGAGAUUACAAAUAAAAGAAAAUCCUGAGUUGUUUUCUUCCCUCCCUCUUUAAAAUGGCAAAAUUUAACUCUGGCAAUGUUCUAGAGUAUUAUUACAGGGUUUCUCAUAUAAGAAUAUAUUGGGUGGACGGAAUACAGCUGUUUUGUACCCUAAAAGUCCCAUAUUUGAAUGUACUUGGGUGCUGGAACCGAAUCUUUUAUUUCCUGCAAGUAUUCUUUGAAAAUGGUUUUCCUUUGUUUGUUCCAUGGAGCUUGCAGAAGAAUUCAGUCUCAGAAGUUAAAAUUCAUAGUUUUUGAAAGAAUUUUCCAGCAGUCAGUAUCCGAUCUUGCUUCUGUCAAAUGAAAGACUACCUGUCUUUUAAUACAUAAACCGUACAACCUGGUAUGUAAAAGUUGUUGAUACAGAGGUGGAGAGCAAAGGUAAGAACUGAACACACAGCCCCAUGACUGAUGAUUGGGAUCUGAAGCAUUGACUCAACUACCAUUCUACUAUAUUUAAAAUCUUUUGUUGUAUCACAAGUAUUUUUACUAAUAUUUCACAGUUAAAAUAUCUUAAAUAUGUAGUGUAACUACAUCAAUGUGUUGCACACAAAUUGUGCCUUAACAUGCAAUCUUGGGCAAAUCUACUCCCUCUAAAUUACAGAGUAAGGGUUAAGAAUUCUUUCCUUACUAAAGUAAUAAAAAUUAAGUCAAAGGGUGUUUUUUUAUAUUGGGGAUCCAUCAGGUAACAGUCAUUGUGAAUAACAUGAGGUUGCAGUUUCCUUAAAGUUGUUUGUACAGUGGUGAGUGAGGGGAAUAUGCAGAAAAGGUUGUAAUUGUGUCUGCUGUUACAGCUGUGGUUGCAACUGUCAACUAGUUCAUCUUUUCAAAAAUAAUUUCAGAUUGUUUGCUAAUAUGUAGCUUCAUUGUCUAGUACAGCAAGUCAAAUACAGGUAUCUCCCCCUUAAUAUUAAAGAAUACUUUCUCUUCAAAAGACUGUUUGACUCCUCUGUAAAAGUCAUAUUUCCAUUUAAAUGAAAAAACAUAUGAAGCUACACAGCUACUGCUUUCCAAUUACUAUUGAAUCUCAAUUAUGUUCAACAUCCCUGCGAAACCAAAUCCACUGUUCUCUGGAAAUAAUCUGUCCAACAGUGCUGACAAGUUUAUAAGCUUCAGAGACAGCUUCACUGGCAGCUGCAGUCUGAGAUAGGAGAUUUGGCACUUUAAACCCACGUUGUGGACUGGAAUGAUGCCCUGUUUGUUCCACCCUGUGUGGGGCUCCUCCCAGG
Messenger RNA from Cyanistes caeruleus (blue tit), 6797 nucleotides. The record is from RefSeq and is a predicted model, not a curated record. Lineage: Eukaryota; Metazoa; Chordata; Aves; Passeriformes; Paridae.